AUGAGUGAGCACUCGAAGAGAAAAGAAGCUAAUUGUCAUACUCCUACUGCUCGGAUUCAGCAGAAGAACCCACCACCAAAGACUGUAUCGUUUAGAAACGCUCCAUACGAAAAAGUGUAUACCGAAGAUGGAGAAACUUUAGAGGAAGCCCCCGCAAACGAUUUUCUCCACUUGAAUAAUAACGGAUUUGACGGUGAAGAUGUUGGAUUGUUGACUCAACCCGUACAAAAUCAGAAAAACAUCUCGAACUCUGGAAAUUCGAGUGGAAUCUGUCCGUUCGAAGUGGGAGAGAAGCUAUCGGAACUGCCGAAAGAACAAUUGAAUACUUACCAUCGACAACUCUACGACUCCAUGUUCCCUCGUCUGUCAUUCAACUACGCGACUGUCGAUUAUAUAAUCUCAAACGGAGGUGACCCUGAUUCAAAAGCAUUAGCGUCUGGAAUCAAAGGGAUCAUGGAGCUGAUGGAGUUGCAAAAUCAGAAGUUUACUCAACAGAAACCAUCUGACUCGAUUGCAGAAACUCUUGCUACUUUAGAUCCAUCGUCGUUUCUGAAUCAAGAAGAAGUUGAAGUAUUAUCGAUGUACGGCACAGAGCUGAUUUCAAUUAACCGUGUAUUCGCUUCAGUGCCAGCCCAAUCUGGUUCACUUCGUUCCAUCCUCCAGUCUCUUGCUAAUAUCUGGAUCUCGCAGAUCAUGUCACAUGAGGAUCGAGUCAAGUUUUCAACGAGUGAGAAGCCAAAGUCACCUCAACUUUCUCUUCCUACCCGAUUUUUAAACUUGCCGAUUCCACUCAUUUACACCUGUGUCAACAUGAAAUGCACAAAGGACGAAUCCGUUAAGUUGAACAUCGCACUCUUCUUCAAAAUGCAUGUCACUAACCUAUUUAAUCAGGCCCGAACCGAUGCGAAAACUGCACGAAAACGCCAGCGCGUCUCGUCUCCAGCAACCAAAGAGUGA
Molecule: messenger RNA, 957 nt
Organism: Caenorhabditis remanei
Lineage: Eukaryota; Metazoa; Nematoda; Chromadorea; Rhabditida; Rhabditidae
Exons: 9
Coding region: 1-957 (318 amino acids)
Source: RefSeq, a predicted model, not a curated record